GGCUUCGUUCUCAAUACGCCACUAAGGCCCAAAUCUACAAUUGCGGUAUAUACCAGGAACAAGCUCUUCGUCGAGUAAGAUAUACCAGGGAUAAUCUGUGGUAUAAUACUAUGUGUUGUUCUACAAUGCAACGAUGGCGCGAGAAUAACUGUUCCGAGUACAUUGAAAUUUUGGGUCUGGCGGUGUCCAAGCCGUAGCGGAACGCUGUCAUCGAGAUGACUGUAGAAUGUUUCAGGUAGUUUUCGAAGGGUUAUUUCGAACUUUGAUCGUGAAUUUAGCUCAAAGUUUAUAAUAGUAUCUCAAAGAAACAGUACCUAAAAUAAUUCGGCUGGUGUACGUGCUCUAUUUUCUUAAGAAAUGGAUCAAGGUGAUAAAAAACGAUGCACCAAUUUUAGUAAAGAUGAAGUGGAAAUAUUAAUGGACCUCGUGGAAACUCACCGACAUGUUAUUGAACGCAAGAAAACAGAUACUGUCACUAAUGCAGCAAAAGCGGCUGAGUGGCGCACAAUAGCCACAACGUUUAACGCUAUUUGUGGGACGGGCAGAACUGGGAAGAUGUUGCGAAGCAAAUGGGAUUCGCUCAAAAAAUCAACAAAAAAAGAAUAUGCUGAGCUUAGGAGCCAAGUAUAUAAAACUGGUGGCGGUCCACUCCCAGAUUUGAAAUUAACAGGUUUAGGAAAAAGAGUGCUAAAUUUAGUUGGUGUCUCUGCUAAGGGUACUGAAUGUGAAUUUGAUUCGGAUGCUGCUUUUGUUACCCCAAGCGAAUUAGAAUCCUUGGAAAUUGUUACAGAUGUGGAUGGAUGUUCUGCUGAAGUUGUAGAAAUCCCAGUUGCAGAUUCGGCUGAGAUCAAAUGGGACACUUGGAGUCCAGCCCUAUUGAGGCAAUCAAAACAUCCGGCGUUGAAUUUGCCUUCAAACCAUUCGGCAGAAAUUGUAGAUGAGAGUCUUACUACUGUAACGCCCAGUAAGCAGCCUCAUUUUCGAAAAAUGAAGAGGAAACCCGCAGAAAAUGGACGAAAUACACAUAUUUAUGAAGAUCUGGUCCAAAAAAAAAUUGAUUUUUUAGAUUUUCAGAAAAAUUUACUACAAAAAGAAGCGCUACAAAAAGAAGAAAGGGAAAAGGAAAUGCAUGAUCUCAAAAUCAUACAUAUGAAAGAGGAGCAUGCUCUUAAAUUGAAAGCGUUAGAAUCUCAGAUUUUAAAUAAAUCAACUGAAUAAUUCA
Dendroctonus ponderosae (mountain pine beetle) is the source of this 1222-nucleotide messenger RNA. RefSeq lists its product as uncharacterized. The coding region runs from base 358 to 1218 and encodes 286 amino acids. The record is from RefSeq and is a predicted model, not a curated record. NCBI's taxonomy places the organism in Eukaryota, Metazoa, Arthropoda, Insecta, Coleoptera, Curculionidae. Gene Ontology annotation, cellular component: nucleus. The transcript has 5 exons.